AAGAUUUCCACGGAUUUAUGCAUACGACACCAGGUGUCGCAAUAAUUCGUGUCCGCUUACCUCAGCCACCCCACCAUCAACAAACCGUCAAAACAUGAACAACAAUUAUUCGCGAUAAUACUACUCCACCAAACCAGCCCCGAUUUACACGAUUAUGGCGUCAAACGAAAGCCCUCGAACUCCUGAACAAUCCAAAACUCAACCUGAGUACGAUACCGGCCACCGUUGGGCGUAUUUCUGGCGGCGCGAUCAUAUGAAGGAUGGCGAGAAGGUUUCAGAUGUUGCAGAAGAGCUGGGCAUCCCCGAUCGUACUGGAAGAAGAUGGAUGAGGGAGAGGAAAUUGAUGGGUACACCAACUGCUAAACGCCGUGUACGAAAGAACAAAGCAGCUUCAAAAGGGAGCAAGCUUGGGAGGCCUUGGUUAAUACCCCAGGAAGUACUUGACGAGAUGGUAGGCGGCGUGUACGCUCUGCGCUCUAGUAACUUGGCGAUUCUGUAACUACAACACUAAGAAAACAGCUUGUAUAGACUUUUG
Molecule: messenger RNA, 535 nt
Organism: Trematosphaeria pertusa
Lineage: Eukaryota; Fungi; Ascomycota; Dothideomycetes; Pleosporales; Trematosphaeriaceae
Exons: 1
Coding region: 155-499 (114 amino acids)
Source: RefSeq, a predicted model, not a curated record